Ascochyta rabiei is the source of this 498-nucleotide messenger RNA. Its product is annotated as Propionate--CoA ligase. The transcript has a single exon. The record is from RefSeq and is a predicted model, not a curated record. Lineage: Eukaryota; Fungi; Ascomycota; Dothideomycetes; Pleosporales; Didymellaceae. The coding region runs from base 1 to 498 and encodes 165 amino acids.
AUGUCGCGAGCAGACGACGUCAUCAACGUAGCCGCUCACCGGUUCAGCACAGGCGCGAUUGAGCAGGCCAUGACGACUCAUCCUUCGAUUGCCGAAGCUGCCGUGGUUGGCAUUCCCGACGCCCUCAAAGGCCACCUACCGUUUGCUUUUGUCACACUUGCCACGCAUCCUCACCCAGGCCGUGCGGUGCCUGACGAGAAGCUGCUCUCCGAGGUUCAGAAGCUUGUACGUGAACAGAUUGGUGCCAUAGCGUCCUUGGGCGGUGUCAUCCAAGGCAAAGCUAUGAUUCCAAAGACGCGGAGCGGGAAGACAUUGAGGCGCGUCCUGCGUGAGCUAUUGGAGAAUGCGACCCAUGAAGAUUUUGACAAGGAGGUCAAUGUGCCGAGUACGAUUGAAGAUGGCGAGGCUGUCAAGGUGGCGAGGGAAAAGAUUAGGGAGUACUUUGAGGUCAAGGGCAAGCAUUUGCACAAGGCGACUGAAGUGAAGGCGAAGCUGUAG